Molecule: messenger RNA, 1305 nt
Organism: Cotesia congregata
Lineage: Eukaryota; Metazoa; Arthropoda; Insecta; Hymenoptera; Braconidae
Source: the annotation of a GenBank genome assembly
AUGGCACAAAGCACAAGAUUAAUGUCAUUAUCGUCGUUACCCGGUGGAUUAUUGAGAAAUCGUACCAAUGGAGUUAUUUCAACUUCUUCUAGACUUGCCAGCUCGUGGUGGUCACAUGUGGAAAUGGGCCCGCCUGACGUAAUCCUGGGGGUAACCGAGGCCUUCAAGAGGGACACUCACCCGCAGAAAAUAAAUCUGGGUGUUGGAGCUUACAGAGAUGAUAAUGGAAAACCUUUCUUGCUGCCCAGUGUUUUAAAAGCGGAAGAAAGAAUUAGGGCGAAAAAAUUGGAUAAAGAAUACUUGCCUAUUUCUGGUGAACCUAAUUUCUGUACUAACAGCAUUACCUUGGCACUUGGAGAUGGUAAUGAUGUCGUAGCUAAUAAAUUGAACACAACUGUCCAAGGAAUCUCCGGUACAGGAUCAUUGUGUAUUGGUGCAUUUUAUUUGAGUAAAUUUUUCCCUGGUAACAAAGAAGUUUACAUGCCAACACCAACAUGGGGAAACCACAUUCCUCUAUUUAAACUAGCCGGAUUAACUCCAAAAUCUUAUCGUUAUUAUGACUCGAAGACUUGCGGAUUAGACUUCCAAGGAGCUCUAGAAGACAUUUCUAAAAUGCCAGAGAAGUCAAUAAUCCUUUUACAUGCCUGUGCCCACAAUCCUACGGGUGUUGAUCCCAAACCUGAGCAAUGGAAAGAAUUGUCAGCAUUGAUUAAGAAAAAAAACCUAUUCCCAUUCUUUGAUAUGGCGUACCAAGGUUUUGCAUCAGGUGAUUGUGCAAGAGACGCAAUGGCCGUAAGGAUGUUCGUCAAGGAAGGCCACCAGAUAGCUCUAGCACAGUCGUAUGCUAAAAAUAUGGGGCUCUACGGUGAGCGUGUUGGAGCGUUUUCAUUGGUGACGUCAAGUGCUGAUGAAGCUGCACGCACGAUGUCUCAGAUAAAAAUACUAAUCCGGCCAAUGUUUUCUAACCCGCCUAUCAGCGGCGCUCGCAUUGUUAAUGAAAUUCUGAGCGACCCGGCGUUGAAACAAGAAUGGCUUGGAGAUGUUAAAUCUAUGGCUGAUCGUAUUAUUGGAGUGCGUAAUAAAUUGAAAGAAUACUUGAAGAAAAACGGCAGCUCUCGCGACUGGUCACAUAUCACUGAUCAAAUUGGAAUGUUCUGUUUCACUGGACUUAAACCCAAUGAGGUGGAAAAAUUAACUUCCGAGCAUCAUAUUUACUUGACUAAAGAUGGUAGAAUAUCGAUGGCUGGAGUCACCUCCAAAAAUGUUGAGUAUUUAGCUCACGCCAUGCACCAAGUUACUAAAUAG